Molecule: messenger RNA, 2309 nt
Organism: Selaginella moellendorffii
Lineage: Eukaryota; Viridiplantae; Streptophyta; Lycopodiopsida; Selaginellales; Selaginellaceae
Product: crooked neck-like protein 1
Exons: 7
Coding region: 39-2162 (707 amino acids)
Biological process (GO): spliceosomal complex assembly; mRNA splicing, via spliceosome
Cellular component (GO): Prp19 complex; U2-type catalytic step 2 spliceosome; precatalytic spliceosome
Molecular function (GO): protein binding
Source: RefSeq, a predicted model, not a curated record
UAAAACCCCGGCAUUUCUAGGGUUCUUGGGUCGGGGCCAUGGCGCGGGAGGCGGAUGCGUCGUUGGGCUACCUCACGCGCAAGGAGACGGAGGUAAAGCUGCCGCGGCCGACGCGCGUCAAGAACAAGACGCCGGCGCCAGUCCAGAUCACCGCCGAGCAGAUUCUUCGGGAGACUCGCGAGCGCCAGGAGCCCGAGAUCCGGCCGCCCAAGCAGAAGAUCACCGACAAGCAGGAGCUCGACGAGUACCGCCUCCGCAAGCGCAAGGAGUACGAGGAUCUCAUCCGCCGGGUACGCUGGAACAUUGGGGUGUGGGUCAAGUACGCCCAGUGGGAGGAGUCCCAGAAGGACUUUAACAGGGCGAGGUCGGUGUGGGAGAGAGCUAUCACGGUCGACUACACGAACCAGACGCUAUGGCUCAAGUAUGCCGAGAUGGAGAUGAGGAACAAGUUCGUGAACCACGCCAGGAAUGUAUGGGACAGGGCCGUGAAUUUACUGCCCCGGAUCGACCAGCUCUGGUACAAGUACAUCCAUAUGGAGGAGAUGAUGGUGAACAUCGGUGGUGCUCGCCAGAUUUUCGAGAGAUGGAUGCUCUGGGAGCCCGACCACCAUGGCUGGGCCGCGUAUAUCAAGUUCGAGCUCCGGUACAACGAGGUGGAGCGGGCACGUGGGAUUUACGAGAGAUACGUCCGCUGUCUUCCCACCGUCAAGGCGUGGAUCCGGUUCGCGAAGUUUGAGUUUAAGAACGGGGACGUGACGAGGGCCCGGGAUUGCUACCACCGAGCGGUGGUGGAGCUCGGCGAGGAUGGUCAGACCGAGGAGCUAUUUGUAGCGUUUGCCAACUUUGAGGAGCGGUGCAAGGAGUUUGAGAGGGCCCGGGCUAUUUACAAGUACGCUCUGGACAACAUACCGAAGUCGCAGGCGGAGGAGCUGUACAAGAAGUUUGUGGCUUUUGAGAAGCAGCACGGGAACAGGGAGGGUAUCGAGGAUGUGAUUGUGAGCAAGCGAAGGUUCCAGUACGAGGAUGAAGUCAAGAAGAAUCCACUCAACUAUGAUUUCUGGUUCGAUUAUAUUCGGCUGGAGGAAAGUGUUGGGGACAAGGAUAGGAUUCGUGAGGUCUACGAGCGAGCCAUUGCAAACGUGCCUCCUGCGGAAGAGAAACGGUACUGGCAACGAUACAUAUAUCUCUGGAUCAAUUAUGCUCUGUAUGAAGAACUCGAGGCUGAAGACAUGGAUCGUACCCGGGAUGUUUACAGUGCUUGUCUGGGCAUCAUACCGCACAAGAAAUUUACAUUCGCAAAACUCUGGUUAAUGGCUGCCAAGUUCGAAAUCAGGCAGAAAAAUCUGACUGCUGCUCGAACGAUUCUAGGAAAUGCAAUCGGGAAGGCACCCAAGGACAAGAUAUUUAAAACGUAUAUCGAGAUAGAGCUCCAGCUUGGGAACAUGCACAGGUGCAGGGCGCUAUACGAAAGAUACCUUGAAUGGGCUCCCGCUAAUUGUUACGCAUGGAGUAAAUAUGCUGAUCUAGAGCAAUCACUUGGAGAAACUGAAAGGGGUCGGGCCAUUUUUGAGUUGGCAAUAUCGCAGCCUGUCCUUGACAUGCCCGAGCUUUUGUGGAAGGCGUACAUUGACUUCGAAAUCAACGAGGGGGAGAACGAACGCACGAGGGAGCUCUACGAGAGAUUAUUGGACAGGACGAAGCAUCUGAAGGUGUGGCUAAGCUACGCCAAGUUUGAAGGGGGCGUGAGACUGGAAGAGGAAUCCGUAGCUCAAGGAGAAGAAAGGGAAAUCAAUCAGGACGUCUUGAGAGAACAAGCGUCGCAGCGAGUCCGGCGGGCUAGAGGCGUCUAUGAACGAGCAUUCGAGUACUUUAGAUCUUCAGCCCCGGAGCAAAAAGAGGACAGGAAGAUGCUGCUCGACGAAUGGCAACAAAUGGAGGAAAGCUUCGGUGACCUUGGCGAUGCUGCUACGGUGAAGAAGAAACAACCGAGGACUGUCAAGCGGAAGCGACCGAUAGCGCAGGAGGACGGGACGUUUGCUGGGCAAGAGGAGUUCUACGACUAUAUAUUCCCAGACGAGACCUCGAUGGCUCCCAAUCUCAAGAUACUGGAAGCCGCUUACAAAUGGAAGAAGCAAAAGACAACGAUCGAGGACAACGAUUGAGGUGUUGUUUUGUCCUUGUCCGUCAGAAUUCUCGGAUUGUACACUCUUUCUAACAUGUAGCUCGGCUGAAAACGAAAGAAGCCAAAGAUCAAGCUACGUUCUAAAGGGCCAAACAUGUAUUCAUACAAAUUUUGAUGUUCUGGGUUU